Rasamsonia emersonii CBS 393.64 is the source of this 309-nucleotide messenger RNA. RefSeq lists its product as uncharacterized. The transcript has a single exon. The record is from RefSeq and is a predicted model, not a curated record. Lineage: Eukaryota; Fungi; Ascomycota; Eurotiomycetes; Eurotiales; Trichocomaceae.
UUGGUCCGGAUGUUUUUCGGUACUCUCUGCACACAGUACUCCAUCGACUCUGUAUUCGCCGAUGUCAAGGAUCCCCAGCGAGAUUCGGGUUAUAGGGUCUUUCACUUCGCUAAUUCCAACCCUUUGGACCCUUGUUUCAUCCCGGUGCUCACUGCUCACUUCGAGGCAAUAAUGAAAAACAUCCCAUACUAUCCGUACCUCGAAUCGCGUUGGGGACAGAAUAAUGACGGACGGUGGAGACCGCGCACCACAGGGUUUCCCGACAGGUACUCUGCGCCCCUGUGCGCCAUCACAAUUCGUAACGUAUAA